Messenger RNA from Cynoglossus semilaevis (tongue sole), 5832 nucleotides. RefSeq names its product fibrosin (gene fbrs). NCBI's taxonomy places the organism in Eukaryota, Metazoa, Chordata, Actinopteri, Pleuronectiformes, Cynoglossidae. The transcript is spliced from 18 exons. Bases 1426 to 5265 code for a protein of 1279 amino acids. The record is from RefSeq and is a predicted model, not a curated record.
AGAAGAGCAGCGCACACAAUGCACUGCACGGCUGACAAGGGUUGUGUCUCACCGAUUUUCACCAUAAAUUUUCAAUUCGGUGGAAACUUGUGAAGGGACAGCUGCGGGUCCGAUCGCUUCCUCUCUACAACUAUUGUCCACCAGGAUUUGCCCCAAACGUGGCUUCGUUGUUACAACACCGCGACGAGUGGUCGAACUUCUCCCAAACAGUGGAUUUACAGAGAGAGGGCUGCAGGAAGGAGCAGCCUGGCCCGACGGGGGCUUGGUCGACACCCUCGUUUAUGGAAAUCCACACCGAGGCAUUUACGUUUGGGCCUUAUUUUUUCUUUCCAGAUGGAAAACGGGACAUGUUUGGUUGUUAGUGGAGAUGCACAAUAUUGCAGCACAUGUCCAAUAGCUCGGUAAAAAUCGUUUAAUCGGCUAUUCGUUUCUGGGAAAACAGAUUGUUGUUUAGCCGACCAACAGUGGUUAGCCUGUGUGCUAACGUUACGUCUUUCUUUUGAUGUGAUGCGAAUUCAACCAUUACAUACGGCUAUUGAAGCUUCGACAGCAAACAUUACUACUAAACAAAUACAUAACGGAAAGCUGUACGUCGUAGCGACCGUCUUGUCACUUUUACAAGGCGCAUGAAAAAUAGAAUUGUAUUCUUGUAUUGCGGGCUGCAUAAAUGGUUAUGUAUCAAGCUAGCCGUGUGUGCAAAGGGCUACGGUGCCUGUGAUCAACACGGAGCUAGUUAGCAUUUUGCAGGUAAACUCAACCUAACAGCUGAUUUUAUUCAAUUUAUUAGUUUGUGGAAACAACCCACGAUAAUUUAACAAGAUAUACUGGCACAACAUUUGCGUUAAUCCGAACACCUCUCACAAUAGCCUCGCUGUUUUAGCCUACCAUUUUCUCUAUUAAAUUGGUCAGCGUGUGUGAAAAUAGGAAAUCCUAUAUUUGCGUUGAACAAAUGUAAAUUUAUUUGUGAAUAAAGCCAGCUUACAUUCCGAGUAUCUUAUCAGUAAAACAGUUGGACGUGUCUUUUUGUUUUGUUUACAUGCGUGUAACUUAUGUAGUUUUCGUUUGAAUUUCCUGCUAGCGAGCUAAGGUUAGCCUCCUCUGAGACACAAUCAGCCAUGUCCUGACAUCUGUCUGUGCCUCUGUUUUGGACGGUUCCAAUUUCUGUGUGGAUCCUCGUUUUUUCAAAGUGAAAUGACACUCAAAAUUCGGCGAAAGAAAGGCACAGAUGCCAAUGGACUGUCGUCACAGGACGGUGAAUAAAAACAAUCACUGCUUUCAUUAACGCCAUUUUAACGGAGGCUCUCUUCUUUGCGAGGGCCUGUGUGGUGGUGUUGUCUUUGCGGUUCGGUGCCUUCCACCGGACCGGUACUAGAAUAAAGUGCCUUUGGUCUGAGUGGAAGUGACAGAGGGAGGAGCCGUUCGAACAUGGAGGGCCCGAGCCGAAGCACUGGAUUCAGGCAAAGCAGGCGCUCCCGUUCACAGCGCGACAGGGAGCGGCGAAGGCGGAGAGUGGACCUGGCGGAGGAGCGGGCCACAUCCCUGUCCUCAGGCUCCGACAGGGAGGCCGGUGGGACCAACAGUGUGCGGGGUCCCGGUGGGAGAGAACGCCGUCCCGCUUUUGGGAGGCACAGACCUCCACGAAGAAGGAAAAGGGAGUCGGUGUCCUGCGAGGAAGACAUUAUUGAUGGCUUUGCUAUAGCGAGCUUCAUCAGUUUGGAGGCUUUGGAGAUGGACUGCUCUCUGAAGCCCACUCAGCGCAAUGAUAUGCUGGGAAGAAGGAACAAGGGCAAGAGGGGGCCAGAGGAGAACGGUGGAGGUCCAUUGUCUGAGCCAGAGGAAGGAGUGCCACACAGCUUCACAGCUAGAAACAAGAGGAGAAAGAUUGAGGGACAUCCUUUGGAAACUGGCUACAUUUGUGACACUGAGAGUGACACUGGAGACAAGGCUUCUGACAAUGAAAUGGACCCUGUGUUUACAGUCAGCACAAGAAAAGUUGUUGAUCCAGCACCCUCCAACAUGGGCACAUCCAUGGGAAAAAGCUGCCCGCCCAUACCCUCUCGCUGUGGUGGCGUCUCACGACUGAUGGUGACCCCAAGAGUAUCUGGCCUAGAGCGAAGCCAGGAGAAAAGCCUGGAGCCACAUUUCCCAGAGCCAGUCCCUUCUUCUACCUCUUCUGCCCCCUUCUCUCUGCCUUCCCACUCUCCAGUCCCAACUUCAGGCACCGUGCCCCAGCUUAGUCCCAUCAAUGGCAACGGAAGUCGCCACAACUGCAGUCCUCCACUCUCCAAACCGAAGCCCUUUCUCAAUCGACCUCACUCCAUUUAUAACAUCAACAACAGGAGCAGCACACCAGUUAAACCAACAACCUCUGCUUCAUCCGUUGUGUCAUCCUCAUCCACCAUGCGCCCACCAACUCCCUCUACCAGUGUGUCUCUCCCCUAUAUCAGGGUCUCUGGGACCUCGGGACCCCUUCGCCCUCCAUCCAGAGCUGGUUCAGGAGCCUUGUACACGCCUUCUCCCGGGCUUCCUCCUCCUCCACCACUGCUACAAGGUCCUGCCAACUCAGCAGCAUCAGAGCGUGAGGGCAGACGCAGCGUCCCCGGCGUUGAAAACAACACGGCUGCUGCCUCCAGCCGCUCCUCUCCUGGUGGUGCAUCAGCAUCCAGCAGUGCACCGGGAUCCUCGGGCCGGACAUCUCAGAACCAGCCGAGCAUCCCACCCAUGGCCUUCCAAUUUCAUCAACACAACCACCAGCACCAACACACGCACACACAUCAACACUUCACACCCUUCCUGCACCCUACGGCUUCUGCACCACCUCUGUUUGAUAAAUAUGCUGGCAAGAUUGAUGGGCUUUACAGACAUCCUUUCUUCCCACAAUACCCACCGCCCUCAGUGCCCAGUAUCCAGCCUGUGAUUCCUCCAACUGGGCCUUUCAGCUCCUUGCAAGGAGCAUUUCAGCCAAAGCCUCUUGUCCCUCAGGGAACGGGUCCUGAUAUAUCUGCACGACUUGGUGUUGUGCCUCACCACCUACCCAAAGACCCUAGGCUUACUGAUCCAUUUGGGACAUCGUUGAAAGUCAGUAAUAAACCAGGAAAAUGGUGUGCUAUGCAUGUGUACGUGGCCUGGAUGAUUUUGAAUCAUCAGAAAAAAGUAAAGCUGAUGCAGGUUGAUCCUCAUAAGUUAGACUUCCGUAGUGACCUGCUGACCCGUCUUCCUGGAGCUGGGGGUCUUGGCCCUCUGGGUCCCAUGGGAGGAGGACUUCCUCCAGCUCAUGACCUGACCAGACCUCCUAGUCUCUUCUCAGCUACAGGUGCAGUCAAUCCAUCUUCGGCUACAUUCAUUACUCCUUCUACACCUCACUCCUCAUUCCUUGCACCAACUGCACACUUGGACCCAUAUGGCCGUUCUCCUCCUUUUACCCCUUUGGGAGCCCUGGGGUCUGGUGCCUUUGGAGGUCUUGGCAGUCCAACACUGGCUGGCUCUAUGUUCGGCCCGAAGGACUCUCCAGCUAACUUGCCCACCCCUAACCAUCACGAUGCAUGGAACCGUCUACAUGGUGCCCCACCAGGCUUCGCUGUUGGCCCCAGUUGGGCCAAAGGGUCAGACAGAAGGGACGAGAGGGAUCGAAUGAAGGAUGCAGAGAGGAGAGAUAUCCCACAUAUCAAGGAUGAAAAGGACAGAGACAAUAUGCUGUAUGGCCGACAACCUGUGAGAAUGUCUCCAGUUGCCCCGUCUUUCAAACUACGUAGUAAUACUCCAGUCUCCCAUAUCAAUGGCCACAGUGGCGCUCCGGGCAGGAGCAGUGGACCUAUUGAGGACUUGACACGCAGUUUAAAUAGAGACAGAGAUGGGGACAAGAGGCCAGUGCCUACAGUGUCCUCACGAGCACUUCCUCUGGCAUCUUCAUCUUUAGUAGCAGAAAGAGACCGUCCACGGUCGUCCUCAUCCUCUGUACUCACAACUCCUCCACCCUCCAAUCGCUCAGCCCCAUCUCCCUUGGAUCUCUACCCGCGUCCAAUGGCCCCAACAGCUCAUGGCCACCACAGUGAACCUUCCCACUCACAAAGAGAUGGUAAUCCUCCUGCCUCCUCCACAGCUUCUGCCUCUAUAACUUCUUUGUCCCAGUCCAGGAAACAAGAUCGGACCAUGACACCUGUCUCCAAACCUCCAGUGCAUCUUCCAACAGUGAAAGUCAAAGAGGAGCGUAAGGAGGAGCCUGAACACAUCCCCAUCACGCUGCCUCCACCCAUGCCCAGCCACAGCUUUGACCGUCCCAACAGCCAUCCCCACCACCCUAGUUCUGGUACUCCUUCUUCUUCCUCUCUAUCACUGACUCCAACUCCUGGUGUUCCCCUUCCUCCUCCUACUCCAAACCCUCCUUCCCACCAGCACCUUUCCCUGCUCGACCGCCCAAGAGCCAUGGAGGCAUAUCUGGGUAGCACAGCAGGACCCCCAGGUUUUGUAGUGGGUCCAGGAGAGCGUUUCCCUCAUGGUCCAGCUCAUGGACCACCACAGGGUCCUCAUACUUUCACUUGGGACCCCUGGAGGGAGCUGGCAGCUCAGCAGCAACAUCAGCAACGUAGGGAGGCUUUGGCACUUCGAUCAGACCCACAUCUCGCAUUGCGUACAGAUCCACAUCUGGCUCGACUGCUACAGCAUCAACGUCAUCUUCUGGAGGCAGAGAGGGUUGCGGCUGUAGCAGCGGCCGCAGCAGCAGCUGCCCCUCACCAUCCUCCGACUUCUACCUCGUCUGCAUCCAACUCUGUUGUUCGUCAGGAGUUUGGCCUCAUGGCUCAUCCUUUUGACCGCCAUCAUCAGCUCGGACCCCCAGGAGGAGGGCUUAUUGAUGAGGAGCAGCGUGCCCAGAUCUUGAGAGAAGACUUUGAGCGGGCCCGCUACUUUGGAAUGCACCCACAUCUCCCUCACGCUUCUCACCUCUCAAGUCCCUCUCAUGCUGCUACUGCUGCUCACCUUGAACAGCUCCACCAAGGCCUUCUUGGCCACCCACUCCCACCUGGAGCCACUGCUGCUUCACAGCACCAUGCAGGACUCUACACCCGCCUGGGCCCACUAAACCCACACCAUUUGCCCAAUGGUAUCCUUGCAAAAAGCCCUCCCGGGUUAGUGGGGGCACUGGCUAUGGGGGCACCGCCCCCACUUAUCCCUUCCAUGUCUAGUCGAGCAUCAACACCUCCUCGCAGACUCGGAGGGCCAAGUGAGCUGGCGCUGUACAGUGCCCACAAAGACGGAGAGUCCAGAUAGUACAGGGAUAACACUGGAGGAGAUUCAAGGACCUGUCAGGAUCACUGUGCUGCUCUUAACCUGCCCUCUCCCUCUCCCCCUUUCCUCUUGCAGACUACUAAACCCUGUAGUCCGGUUUACACAACCUCCCACAGAAAAAGGGGAACAUGACUGCCUUGAGGGGUUGGUAGGGAGGGAAAUGCAAGAAUCAUCAGUGUGACUUGGAAUAUGCCCUAUGUUUCUAUUAGUGCAAUUUAAGGUACAUCGUUUCUGUGCAUCUUUAUUGUUCUUUUAUUUUAUUCUGACUGUUGGUUUUUACAGUAGUCACUUUCAAUAGCUGUAAGAAAGGGCCAAGGACAGAUUUAUUUAAUUUGUCAGGAGAAUCACAAUCCAAGCAAGAUGGAUUAGAAUUAUCUUCCAGAGGCAUUUAUACAGCUUGGUGAACUCAUUAAAUAAUAUAUAGCCCUCUACUACAUAAGUUAAGCCUGGUAUGGUGUUGGUGAGGGUUCUAAAACACAGUGGUAAAGUGGUGCUUUCUGUUCUGUCUCUAUGUAUUUUUGUCAUUGUUUAAAAAAAAAAAAAAAAAAA